ACACCUUCGUUCCCUCCCAUAUGAAACGGUCAGGGAAUUAGCCGCCCUGUGCGCGCGCGUGUUAAGCCAGGGGUUCCGGGAGCGCGCGCGGAUUGUCCACCAUCUCAGCCCCUCGCCAGGCUGUGCACCUCGCGCGUCUUGUCAUCCAUCUCCAUAGCGAAGAACUGAUCCUCCACGAGCACUGAGGGAUGAAACGGAAAAGAACGUAUGCCUGUCACCACAGAAAUGAGUGAGUCGUCGUCCAUUCACUCGGUGAAGCUUGUUUCAUUGGCCCGAUCGCUGUCCGGGCUUGGGCUUGAUGCCGCCAAUGGAUGCCCUAUCAACCUACCUGACAAUGACGAACCCCCUCCUCGGGAGUCCGGCAUCGAUCUAGGCCCUGGGCUUUUUUUCGCUGAUGGCAAGAGAAAAGUGGACUACGUCCUUUGCUACAAAUACAAAAAAAGGCGGGGAUCCAAGCCACGCCUUUCCAUUACAUCCAAUGGGAGUAUACCAUUACAGAUACACGGCCGAUGGGAAGAAGCAGAGUCUGGGGAGGCAGGUGCACCUGCAGGGGAUGUGGAGGAGUCAAAGCUGUCUGAGGAGGAAAAGGCUUUGAUGAGGGAGGAGUUUGAAGCAGGUCUACUGGAAGCUGGACUACAGAUUGAGCGUGAAAAAGAGAGGGCAAACGGCCUAGGGUUUAUUCGGCUGCACAUCCCAUGGUCAAUACUCAGUCGAGAAGCAGAGCUUCAGAAGAUCAAAGUUGCUGUGAAAAAGAAGUGUGAAUUGCGGAAACGGAUGGGUAUUGCUGGGAUCUGGGAUUCUGUUGUGGCCAAAGUCAACACACCAUUUCAACCAGACGUCGCUGACUUUGACAUCCACAAAGACUCACAGACACAUGUCCAUUUCAAAACCCUCAAACAUCCAUUUAUCAGAGACAAGCUCCACUUGUAUGACAUCAAGUCAACGGAAACCGUAUUUGACAAUGCAACACGCAGCAGAAUAGUGGCGGAGAUUAUUUCACGCACUACCUGCAGACAAACUUGCCAAACCACUGGCAUCAACUCAUUAUUGGCUCGGGGUGUCUACGACUCUGCCUUCCCUCUGCAUGAUGGGUCGUUCACAAGGAGAGGAGGGAGAGAUCAGCGUAAUGACAGACAGCUCCUCCAUGAAGAAUGGGCUAACUAUGGAGUCAUGCAUAAAUACCAGCCUGUGGACUUGAUCAGGAAGUACUUUGGAGAGCAGAUUGGGUUGUAUUUUGCCUGGCUGGGUGUUUAUACUCAGCUCCUCAUCCCCCCCUCUGUGCUGGGCAUCAUUGUCUUCCUGUACGGCAUACUCACUGUGGAUGCCAAUGUGCCAAGCCAGGAGACAUGUGAUGACAAUCUGAACAUCACCAUGUGUCCACUGUGUGAUGGAGUGUGUGACUACUGGCGUCUGAGUACGGUGUGCUCACUGGCCCGAACAUCAUACCUGUUUGACAAUGGAGCCACUGUCCUCUUUGCUAUUUUCAUGUCUCUGUGGGCUGCCUGUUUCCUUGAGCACUGGAAAAGGCGACAGAUGUGUCUGAAACAUACCUGGGACCUGACGAGCUUGGAGGAUGAGGAGGAGAGAGUCCAGGAGGAGAUGAGGCCUGAAUAUGAAGAAGCUCUACAGGAGAAAAAAGCCAAAAUGAAAGCACAGUCAAAGCAGAAGUUGACUCAAGCUGGGGAUGGUGCAGAUGGAGAAACAGACCAGAUGCUGGCCUCCCAGCGAGAGCCAGAGUCCUUGGACAUUGAGGAUCACCUGUCAGGUUAUCUCAUCAAUGUGUCCACCUUACUACUACUGAUCUUCGUAACCUUCUCUGCGGUGUUUGGAGUGGCCGUUUAUCGCAUCUGCAUGUUAAGUGUGUGGUCCAUGAACCCUGAUCCAGAAGCCAAGGCCAGCGUGAGAAUGACCGUCACCACCACAGGCAUCAUCCUGAACAUGCUGGUCGUUCUGGUGUUAGAAGAGGUCUACGGAGCGAUUGCUGUGUGGCUGACUGAAUUGGAACUUCCUAAAACAAAAGAAGAGUUUGAAGAGAGGCUCAUCUUUAAGUCUUUCUUUCUCAAAUCCAUGAACGCCUUUGCACCUAUUUUCUAUGUGGCCUUCUUCAAGGGCAGGUUUGCUGGGCGGCCUGGUGAUUAUGUUUACGUCUUUGGAGACUAUCGCAUGGAGGAGUGUGCUCCACCAGGCUGCCUCAUUGAACUGUGCAUCCAGCUCAGCAUGAUCAUGCUCGGCAAGCAGCUCAUCCAAAACAAUGUGUUUGAGGUUCUCAUACCUAAGCUUAAAAAAAUGUACAGAACAAUGCAGGAAGAAAAAGGAAAGAAAAGAGCAGCAGCAAAUGAGGAGAAUGAAGAAGAGAUGAGACCAAAGCAGCAGUUUGACAAAGAUUUCACCCUUGAACCCUUUGAAGGAGUGAGCCCAGAGUACAUGGAAAUGAUAAUCCAGUACGGGUUUGUGUCUCUGUUCGUGGCCUCCUUCCCGCUGGCGCCAGCGUUUGCUCUGCUCAACAACGUCAUUGAGAUUCGCCUCGAUGCUGCAAAAUUUGUCACUGAGAUCCGACGGCCUGAUGCUGUGAGGUGUAAAGACAUAGGGAUUUGGUACAACAUUCUCUGUGGAAUCAGCAAGUUCUCUGUCAUUACCAAUGCAUUUGUAAUCUCCUUCACAUCGGAGUUUGUACCACGAAUGGUUUACCAGUACAUGUACAGUGUAAAUGGCACCAUGAACGGCUACACAGAGCAUUCACUGUCCUACUUUAAUGUCAGCAACUUCCCACUGGGCACUGCGCCUACCACCACCCUCAUCACCGGAGUCUCCAUGUGCAGGUAUAAGGACUACAGAGAUCCGCCAUGGGACCCAGAUCCCUACACCUUCUCUAAACAGUACUGGUCUGUCCUGGCUGCAAAAUUGGCCUUUGUAAUAUUUUUCCAGAACCUUGCGAUGUUCCUCAGCAUGUUGGUUGCCUGGAUGAUCCCAGACGUACCACGGUCUCUGCGUGAACAGCUGAAGAAAGAGAACAUGAUGCUGAUGGAGUUUCUGCUGAAUCAAGACCAAGAAGCACGUGUCAAAUCUCACGCUCCAAAACGCUCCAUGCCGUGCUUCCCCGCCAACAUAGACAUUGUGGUGGAGGCAGCACCGCAAGAAGAGGAGGAGCAGCAAGUGGAGGAGGUGGAGGUGGAGGUAGAAGAAAGGGUUGAGAUCAAGCUGGAUGAACCCAGAAGGGACAGGGACAGCGAUCCAGAGAUCGGGAAGUCAUUCGAAGAAGUUGAAGAAAAUGCGCUGGAAGAGCAAGGAGGUGGAGGAGAAGACGAGGGCGGAGAGGUAGAAGGGGGAGAAAAGGAAAAAGAUGAACAAGUGAAUGAAGAAGAUGGAAAGGGUGAUAAGGAGCUAGAGGGAGGAGAAGAAAAAGAGGAAGAAAUACAAAGAGAGGAGGAAGAAAAGGAAGCGAAGGCAGACGAGAACUUUACUGUCGAUCUGGACUCCUUCAUGUCCGAGCUGGGGCUGUUAGAUGAAGAACCCUCAUCCAGCACAGCUACAGAUACAGCGCUUCCCCGCUCAGGCUCCAAACAGGAAUACCAGAAAGACCAGGAGCCUCCGUCGCAGCCAUCAUCUAAAAGAGGCUCAUCUCUGAGUCUGAAGAGCUCCAGGGCUGACAUUACAGCAUCAGAUAUUGACACUAGGCUCUUCUCACUAAUUGCUCCUCCUCCCAGAGAGCCAGGCUCAAGGGCCAAGGCCCGCUGCUCCACCUUGCCUUCCCGCCACAGAGGGACUGAGGCUUGCUACAGCCUGCCACGGCCCAGCCACUCCACCAGCCUCACAAGGUUCCAGCAGGCGGCCACACUUACUCCCCUGGUUCCUCUGGGAACCUCUGGGAAACAAUCCUCUUCAUUAUCAGCCUCAUCCAACCCAUUCUCUCCCCCACACACACCAGCGUCACCGACCUCUCCUCAUCCCACACAGUCCCCAUCAGUCCAACAGCCCCAAGCCCCCAGUGAACUAUUCAUGCUGAAAGGCCCUCCGCCUCAACAGCCUCGCUCCAGGGGCAAAGCCCGGUGCUCCACGCUGCCUGCACGGCAAAGAGCCCCCGGCCCUGAGGAGCCCUCCACCAAGCCUAGCCAUUCCACCAGCUUUACGAAGCUGGGGGACUGCAUCCCCCCUUCCCCCAGUGAACUGAAGCGUAACGCGCCAGUAUGAGGAGAGCUGGAGGGCAAGGGAAAGGGCCAGAGGGUGGCAGAGGGAGGAGGAGGGCUAUCCAGAUUAGCCUCCCCUGUCUAUGACUGGAGCCUCACCCCUCCGUCUGUCCUCCCUAUCUGCAUACGUAAUACCUGGGGUCUGGAGAGAGACCAUCCAGAUCAACAGAACGUCCUUUUUAUCCUCUUAAUUUUAACAGAGAUGUUUAUACUGCUCAGUGGUGUAAUGCUGGUCUAGACAAGGGGAGUGCUGGACAAUCCAGAGAAAAACUGCUCUGGGACUCUCCCUGCCAUGCUCGAGGAAAAUAUCAAUGGACUGAACUCUUUUUUUUUGGUUGUUGUUUUUUGUUGAUUUGUUUUUUUCCCCACUGACACAGCUCCGUAGCCACUGCUCCUCUGUUAUUUUCAGUCCCACACAUGCAGCAGUGCUGCCUUGUAGACCAGAGGAAAAUGGAAAUAUAUACAGCACAGCUAGUAUCAACAGUUAUGCUUGUAGACCUACUGUUUAUUUUUAGAGGUUUUGAUAUAUAAAAACAUGUAAAAUGAUAAUAAAGAAGGACAUAUUUUUGAUAUCUGUUUUUCCUGCUGAACUAAAGGUCAUGGGUUGGUUUAUGUUGCAUUUGUUAACUUUGCUGCAUGGGCUUUGAUUACAGACAGGAGAGGUGAAAACUGGAAGUAUUAUAUUUAUUGCAGUUUAUGUUAAUUACCCAUAUUAAGCGUAAAUAGGAGGUGACAAAUAACAACACAUGUCCAGAAGUACUUAUUUUCAGAUAUGGCAAGCUGAACAAACAUGAGACGAACAACAACACAACAUUUACAGUAUGUAUGUCACUAGUAAAUCCUCACUGGAAGAUGGUGACAGUAUCAACACUAAGAGGCCCAUUGUCUUGUCUCUGCUGCCUCCCUGUGGCGUCCGGUGGAACACCAAUAAAUUAUUCUGUGACCUGUAUUUUAA
Messenger RNA from Dicentrarchus labrax (European seabass), 5139 nucleotides. RefSeq names its product anoctamin-1 (gene ano2a). Gene Ontology annotation, cellular component: plasma membrane. Gene Ontology annotation, biological process: chloride transmembrane transport. Gene Ontology annotation, molecular function: chloride channel activity; protein dimerization activity. Bases 208 to 4188 code for a protein of 1326 amino acids. Lineage: Eukaryota; Metazoa; Chordata; Actinopteri; Moronidae. The record is from RefSeq and is a predicted model, not a curated record. The transcript is spliced from 28 exons.